This is a messenger RNA of Diplodia corticola, 1851 nucleotides long. Its product is annotated as mfs peptide transporter. Bases 1 to 1851 code for a protein of 616 amino acids. Gene Ontology annotation, cellular component: plasma membrane; fungal-type vacuole. NCBI's taxonomy places the organism in Eukaryota, Fungi, Ascomycota, Dothideomycetes, Botryosphaeriales, Botryosphaeriaceae. Gene Ontology annotation, biological process: transmembrane transport; oligopeptide transport. The transcript is spliced from 4 exons. The record is from RefSeq and is a predicted model, not a curated record. Gene Ontology annotation, molecular function: tripeptide transmembrane transporter activity; dipeptide transmembrane transporter activity.
AUGGCGCCCCUUGGCUCGAGCCGCGGCGACUAUGCCUCGGUGCCGCAAGCCGAAUCUGCCGUGGAGCUGCACGACCUGAGCGCUGCCUCGGACGUGGCUAGAGUCCAUCAUGACCGCUCGCUGGCCCGGCGCGGCCAUGCUCCGGCCCCGCGCCCUGGUGCAAGCGGCGACUCCAGUGCCCUGGACACGCCUGAAGUGGGCGAAGCAAAGCGCAACUCCACCGACACUCUCAGCAAUCUGUCGGUGGACGGCGACGAGCCGUCAGACGAGGACAGGCUCUCCCUCCGCAGGGUUCCGGACAGGCUGCCGUGGAGCGCUUCUUUGAUCGCCAUUGUCGAGCUAUGCGAGCGCUUCGCCUACUACGGCCUAUCCGGCCCGUUUCAAAACUACAUGGCUAACAAGUACCACGACCCAAGCGGCCUCCCGGGAGCCAUUGGGCUUGGCCAGCACGGCGCGACUUUGACCAGCAGCUUUUUCCAGUUCUGGUGCUUUCUCACCCCCAUCUUCGGUGCCGUGGUGGCCGACCAGUACUUGGGCAAGUACUGGACUGUUGUGUAUUUCUCCAUGGUGUACAUGUCCGGCAUUGCCGUCCUCUUCCUUACCUCUCUGCCCUCGUCGAUUGAGGCCGGCUACGCUUAUCCCGGUCUGCUCGUCGCAAUCCUCAUCAUUGGCCUCGGCACUGGUGGCAUCAAGAGCAAUGUGUCGCCACUGAUUGCCGAGCAGUACGAGGAGACGAGGCAAAAGAUCAAGACCUUGCCCUCCGGGGAACGUGUGAUAGUCGAUCCGUCCCUCACCAUCCAACGUAUCUACAUGGUCUUCUACAUGUGCAUCAACAUUGGCUCUCUGUCCGCCAUUGCCACCAGCACCAUGGAACUGCGUAUCGGCUUCUGGGCUGCAUAUCUGCUGCCCCUUUGCAUGUUCGUUGUCGGAUUCGUGCUCAUCAUCAUGGGGAAGAAUAGAUACGUAAUCACCCCUCCGUCAGGAUCUGUCAUAGCAAACAGCUUCAAAGCUUUGUACAUUGCUAUCUUGAACCAAGGCGAUCUCGAUGCCGCCAAACCAUCGGUCCAGCGCAGCUACAGGAUUCAACGCAAGAUCCAGUGGGACGACGCUUUUGUCGAGGAGUUGAAGCGCGCCCUGCUCGCCUGCAAAGUCUUCUGCUUCUAUCCAUUCUACUGGGCUGCGUUCGGACAGAUGUCGAACAACUUCAUCUCGCAGGCCGGCCAAAUGCAACUACACGGAAUCCCCAACGAUGCCAUGCAGAACAUCGAUCCCUUGGCCAUCAUCUGUCUCAUACCGCUCAUGGACCGCUACGCCUACCCGUUUCUGCGGCGCCGCGGCUUUCCCAUGCGGCCCAUCGCCCGCAUCACCUUCGGCUUCCUCUUCGCCGCGUGCGGCAUGGCAUAUGCCGCCUUCCUCCAGCACGUCAUCUACGCCAGCGAACCCUGCUUCGACGCUCCCUCGGCCUGCGCCGCGGCGCUGCGGGCCGACGGCAGCGGCUACGAGCCCAACCGCGUGCACGUCGUGCUUCAGGCGCCGGCCUACCUCAUGAUUGCCGUGUCGGAGAUCCUCGCGAGCGUGACGGGCCUGGAGUAUGCGUUCACCAAGGCGCCGGCAAGCAUGAAGAGCUUCAUCAUGGCGCUGUUUCUGCUGACGACGGCGUUCGGCGCCAUGAUCGGAGGGUUGAUCUCGCCCUUUGCGAGGGAUCCGUUGCUGGUGGGGCUGUACGCGGGGCUGGCGGUGGCGUGUUCGGUGACGGCUGCCGUGUUUUGGAAGAUGUUUAAGAAGUACAACGACGUGGAGGACGACGGGCUUGCAGGGCCAGGAAAAGACGAGGAUGAUGUGGUGGCGUGA